GGAGAGGAGCGCGCAGAGCCAGAGAGAGAGAAGAGCGGCCGUGAGAGACGCGAGAAGAACGGCGGAGAGAGGCGGCAAAGGAGCGGAGAGGCGCGGCGGGCAGAGCGAGAGGACAAGGGGCUCCCCCCGCGACAACGAGCGCGACCCGGCACGAGGAGGAGGAGGAGGAAUCUCAGUUGCGACCAUGACUACCGGGCCACGCGCCGCGCUCAUCUCGGCGUUAGCGCUGGCCGCCGUGCUCUUGCCCACGUGUCGAGCCGGCGCUUACUACCGUGACAAGUACAAGCCGCAGGCCCAAGCGGCCCCGCUGGGGGCUGGGGCCGGCCUGAAGGCCGUGUCCUGGGACCACCAGGCGGGCGGCCUGGGCCUGGGCCUCCCGGCGCAUUGGGAUCAGCAGCCGCAGCACCAGUGGGAGCAGCCCGCCGCGGGGAUGAAGGCGGCUGGACAGUGGGACCAGGGGCCGGGCCAGGGUUUGAAAGCGGGCGGAGUGUGGGAACCGCAGCCUCAGGGUGGGUACAAGGCAGGGCCGAUGGCGGGUCAACUGCCCCAGGCCGGCAAGGACAAGUACAAGGGUGUCGCCCCAGUGAUGCCGGCCGGCAUUAAAGGUGAAAAGGGAUACCAAGGCGAUCAGGGAGCACGGGGACCCCCAGGGGCACAGGGCCCCCCUGGGCCCCAAGGAAACGGACUGCCAGGUCCCCGUGGCCUACAGGGCCCACCAGGGCCUCCUGGAUUCUCCAGCAUUGGAAAACCAGGAAUGCCAGGGAUGCCAGGAAAACCAGGGCUUGGAGGCCAGCAAGGCCCCAAAGGUGACUUGGGCCCACAAGGUCAGCCAGGCCACAAAGGCCUGCCUGGGCUUCCAGGCCUUCCCGGGCCACCAGGCCAGUCUAUUACUGGAAAGCCAGGCCUCCUGGGGCCACAGGGCCUCCCAGGGCCCUCGGGACAGCCAGGACCAAAAGGUGACCAAGGAGCGCCAGGCGUGUCAGGUCUCAAGGGCGAAAAUGGUCAUGGGAUUCAGGGCAUCCCGGGCCCGAGAGGCCUACCAGGCCCCAUUGGACCACCCGGUCAACCAGGCUUGCCAGGCGAAGGAAAACCAGGCUAUGACGGUAUGCCGGGUAAGCCAGGCCCAAUUGGACCUGUUGGGCCACAUGGGGAGCUCGGGCCUAUGGGUCCCUCAGGGCCAAUUGGACUUCCUGGUCCUAUGGGAAUGCCCGGUGAAGGCAAGCCUGGCUUGGAUGGUCUUCCUGGCUUAAAGGGACCUCCAGGGGAUAAGGGCCAUCAAGGCCUACCCGGGAUGCCUGGGCCACCGGGCUUCCCAGGCAUUGGCAAGCAGGGCCUGCCGGGCCCCAAAGGGGAUCGUGGGCUGGGCGGACAGCUUGGCCAACCUGGCAUCAAGGGCGCACCCGGUCAUGUUGGGCUGCCAGGCCCCUUAGGGCCUAAGGGUGACAAGGGCCUUCCAGGACUGCCAGGCCCUCAGGGUCCACCAGGCGGAGGCGGUCUGCCGGGAUUUAAAGGCGAACCAGGGCACAUGGGUUCACCUGGCCUGCAAGGGCCGAGAGGCGAACCAGGACUCGAUGGCCUGCCUGGGAAGGGAGGCCUGCCGGGAGAUGUUGGAGAGCCAGGACCCAAAGGACUGCCCGGGGCCCCUGGACUCAAGGGUGAACCAGGCCACAAAGGACACCAGGGACUUCCAGGUAUAACCGGCGCACCUGGGGGUAAAGGAGAACUUGGCCUGGCUGGGCAGCCAGGACCCAGAGGCCUGGCCGGAAUUCCAGGCAUGCCAGGGCCUGUGGGCCCUAUCGGCAUACAGGGAAUCCAUGGGCCAAAAGGAGAGCCAGGGGUGCCAGGAUUGCCAGGGCCGCAAGGAGAAGGCAAGCAAGGCCUACAAGGCCCAUCGGGGCCCGCGGGAAAUCCAGGUCUUCAGGGCCCUCAGGGUCCGCCCGGUCUUCCUGGCCCACCAGGCCCGCCCGGCCUUCCUGGCGUGGGGCAGCAAGCCGGCUUCGGAGACUUCCCCGACAGGGCGGCUGCGGCGGGCGCCUCAGACGGCCAGAAGGCAGGCUCGCAAAAAUACAGGGGCCAAAAGGGCAAGUACGACAAGGGCCAGGGCGGGAACGGGCAGGUCAAUGUGCUUCCCUUGACGGCGAGUUCCGCGUCGGCCUUCACGGCCCGCCUCUCGGCUCCGUUCCCUCCGGCCGGGCAGCCCAUCAAGUUCGACAAGGUCAUCUACAACGGGCAGGGCCACUACAACCCGUUGACGGGCGUGUUCACGUGCGAGGUGGCGGGCGUCUACUACUUCGCCUACCACGUGCACGUCAAGGGCGCCAAUGUGUGGGUGGCGCUCUUCAAGAACGGCGUGCCCGUCAUGUUCACGUUCGAUGAGUACAAGAAGGGCACGCUGGACCAGGCGUCGGGCAGCUCAGUGGUGGAGCUGCAACCCGGGGACCAGGUCUUCAUCCAGAUCCCCUCUGAUCAGGCCGAUGGCCUCUACUCCACCGAUCACAUUCACUCCUCCUUCUCCGGCUUCCUCCUCUUCGCGGUCUGAGGCCUCUGCAGCACUCGCCCCAACCGCCCCCCGCCCCCCCCCCCCGCCUCCGACGCGUAAACCCCUCUCCUGCCCAGACGAUAUCUUUUCACGCCCCGUGGCAUGUCGUUAUUCCAUUGGGCCAUCUGCGUUAGCCAUACAGUCAUCAUUAUUAUCAUCACAUGCAUACCAUCAGUAACCACUGCAUUGGCCUAGUUUACUUCAGAAUUGUAGCAGACUAACUUUACUGAUCGGCAAUCCCCCCCACGCCCUCCACAAGUGUUUGGAAAGCACAAACGUUUAUUCUUUGGUGCCUCUAUAUCUUCCUUACAUGGGCACAUCGUAGAUGCUAAAAUGCAGUAUUACCAUAACGUAUGAUCAAAUAUUAUAUGGCGCACGUGCACACUCGUUCACAUAUACAAAGACGUGCCUACACAAAUACACACAGAUAAACGGUCAUGGGUUCAUUGAGUAAGUGGAGAUGUUUGCUAAAUUUGAAUAAAGUCGCAGUGCAUUCCCUGCCACAUUUAUUGGUCAAAACUAUUUGAUUCUAACUCUGUGGUGAGCUUUAGGCAGCUGACAAAGUGAUAAGUGGGCACAAGCAGGCAACAGGAUAAUUAUCCACAUAUUGCCUUGCUUGGUAUUACAAUAUCUAUGUUUCCACAGUUCAGUCAUUGCUCAAACCUGAGCACCAUUUGAUCCCAGGGUGUAGAGUGGGUCCUGUGUUGCCAACGCCUUUCCUCUCUCCUCGGCCUGUCAGCUGUCCCAAGGCCUUAUUUGGCAGGCCCGAGUCCCCUGCAUUGGUGUCCUCUUGUUAUCAACCUGCAGCCACGCUCGCAUUUAUCAUGCUUUAGAUUGGCGCAGUAGCCGUCAAUUCGUUUGAUCUCGCAAAAACGGGAAAUGUUGACCCUCGGUGUAAAUGUGUCCUUCAGUAGCAGACACUUUUCCUCUGUAAUUCUCAGUUGUGAAGCACCUGUACAGUGCACAAAGUGAGUUUGAGGUUGUGAUAGUGCAGUUGAUGUCCGUAUGGAAUUAAAUAUACAACUUGGAACCCGAGCUAAAGAGAAGAACAAAACUACAUCGGCGGAGCUUGUGGUUUCAGAAUUACCGAAGUAAUUGUAGUUUAAUGUUUGUCUGUGAACCGAAAUCAUGUUUUUAUAUCAUAGUUAAUAUGUAAAGGUCAUUUAAUAUAUAAAAUGUAAUCAUUGCAGUUAGAGGUUUAUGAAUACAGUAAUAGCUAAUUUGGUUAUUGGAGGAGAUGGUGUAAAAUGCUCCCGGUCACGGAAAAUGACGGUCACGGAUAAUGUAAUGAACUCGAGGGACCACGCCAUUACGCUAAGCAUCCCACAUUCACCUUAGCGAGGCCCUUUCCUUAUGAAUGCACAGAGGGACCACGCAGCCCCCCCGUGCAAGUAUCGUUAUUAAAUACCGGAGUGCAUUUGCGGGCGAUUCUACGCAGGCGAGUACUUUAAAGACACGCGGCACACGUUCAGAAUGCUUAACGGACCCGCUUGACAGGAGAGUUUAACUUUGAGCACCAAAAUACAUACACGUUGACAGAACCUCUUCCACCCUUUAACCAUCUUUACUCGAAACACAUUGCCUUGGCGUAAAUGGACACAGUACCGAAAGCCAUAUAGAACCGGAUAAGCAUCAUAGGAUCCAAGAGAUAUAAGUAUUUGUCAUUAUUCGCGAUGCUUUUGUUCCUCGCUGACUCAAAUCUCUUUGUUUUUGCCAAAACGUGCCACGUGUCACUUUUACCGUUCCAUGCGUUCGUCUGGGUUGGGGCCCAGUUACAUUCACGUCAACUUGCCAACCUGGGCCUGCCAGUGUAAGCACAUGGCCCCCGCCGGUGGCUUUCAACGUUGCCACACGUGCCACCUUGUGUCCAGGACAUCCUACGGCCGUGUGGUCACGUGUUCUCUGGCUAGGGUGGCCCACCUGUCCAGCACUUGACCUCGACAAUCCGGGAAUUGGCUUCUGUGUUCAGGGGGCAAGGGAGGGGGGUGCGCAGGAAUUGAUUUCUACUGAGAUCUAACACCAGUUUUGUGUAGAAGUUUAUUGCAGGAGACUCCGACAGUUAAGACCUAGGCUGUGACUGAGAACAUCUGUCCUGGCCUGGGCCUGUGGAAAAGUUCACGAAACUCUCGCACUGGACCACCUACAACAAGGCGAACGCUUUGGCACUGUGUGUUCACCGAUCGUGGUGACCACUUAGCCAGUGUGAUGCCACGUCGUAAUAACACACAUUGGCAGAACAACUCGGCCGCCUUCAAGCUAAUCUCAGUCUUUGCUGUGAGGCGUCUUGAGGUGUUUUAUUAGCAUUUGGACGCUACGUAAAUAAAUAAAAUGCCAUCCUUUCUGCCAUCCGAACACCGAACUCUGGUGGGGGCAGUAGUUGUGGUGCAUUGCCCAGUGCAGACACACACGCAGGCACGCAUUGCUUCCUCUGACCCAAGUCCACCCGCCCAUCACACCUUAUCCGCAGCGCAUCGCAAAUUGCCGCGACAAUUCAUCUCGCCGCACAGUCCAUAACGCGACUUUGUCAGAAUUCCUGCAAUGAUUUCACGUUGCUAUUCUUUUACGUCGUAACCACUCAUUCUGGUGUAAGUGUAUCUUUAACCUCCUGGGCCCUGCAUUAGUUCACAUCUGUACAAUCUCGGCCCCGGACUAUCGGUUGUACAUCUGUGAAUGGGCGCUGUGUUGACAGUGCUCCUUUGUGAUCGUUGAACACUGCAUCCCCCUCCGCGACCCUUAAAGAAAAAAAAAGCUGCCAGCAACUCCCGAGCACUAAUAGCAGACGAGAAGGCGUCUGUUGAAGUGAACGAGGUUAUGGGAACGUGAGAAAAGACAGCGCUGGCAGGGAGUCCCCAGAGCUGGGCAGCGCGAGGAAAUGAAUGAGUCCGUCCGAGCGAGUCCGUCCGAGCGAGUCCGUCCGAGCGAGUCUGAGUCCGUCCGAGCGAGUCCGUCUGAGCGAGUCUGAGUCUGAGUCCAAGUCCGAGUCUGUCCGAGUCCGAGUCCAUACGCGAGCGAGUCCAUACGAGCGAGUCCCGUCCGAGUCCGUCCGAGCAAGUCCGUCCGAGCGAGUCCAUCUGCGCAAAACUGUGCUCUGCAGACCUUCAGACGACAAAGGUUCAGUCGAUGGACGCCGUGCAGUACGCCCACGUUUCAGAUAUGUUCACGGAAUGACGUGUAUACGAAAAUUUUCUAUAUUGUUUGUAGUUGUACUUCGCUAUGACGCCAGACUAGGACCGCGAUUGCAACGCACGGUAAGCUAACAACCGAUGGUUUUAAAUACAGGUAGCACCUGUGGUCGUAUACAGCUCCCCUUUCAGCAUGUCUGCGACCUCCCCUCUCUAUCACUCUCGUCUUUAAAAGUUAAAUAACGGAAGAUUGAAUUUGGGUUGGGCUCUGAACCAGAGGGUUGCGAACUGGCUUUUUUUUAAUAGGAGCUGUGUGAGUUCAUAAUUAAGAGCUGGAGGUCUUCAUGGCCAGUGCUGUUGAUGUGGAGGUCAUCUGUAGUCCAAGCAAGGUUGAGAAGAACUGCUGGUAAAAGCAUUGUAGAGCAUUUCAACCAUUCAGUGCUUAUCCGAUUACUGGAAUAAAAUCUGUUACAUUUGCCUUUAAAUUGACAUUAUUCCGAUACGCUAAGAGGCCUUCAUCCAUCGCAACGAGCCUAUUCAUAACAUCGACCCCCCCCCCCAUGACAUCGAAUAGAUGUUUGGCUCAAACGAGAAUUGAGGCGGAGUUCAUCUCCCAGUUCACAGCCCUGGGUCAGUAGUGGACAUUCCACAUGCCUAUGGCGGGGUACGAGUUGGUCUGUAGGACAACCACCGUUGACUUUGUCAAAAAGGUGGUGCUCCUUUUUUCAUCGCGCGAGGAUCCAAGUCUGAAAAAACAAGAAUAGGAUUUUACCCCUUUCUGCCAAUAAAACAGGAGUUGUGUUAAGAUGUUCAAACACCGAAUAUAACCUUUUUGCAAGGGAUCGUGUGCUGCAUUAACCACACGUACUUGUGGUGAACAUGCAAACAUGCUCUGAUAAUGAUAUCUGCAUUGUCUUUGAAACUGAUUGGCCUGCACCAGAGGCAGCAGCCUUCUUUCGAGCCAAGUAUCACCGGUGUCAGACCAGAGAACGCCAAAAGGCGAACAUAACAGAGACAAUGCACUAUCAGAGCAUUAUAGCUCGAGGUGAGCAGAAAGGGUAAAACCUAGUCUUAUUUUUUCAUACUUUGAUACUGGCAAAAAGAUCAAGUCUGUAGAUCCUGUACGCACCACUGUAUUUUAAGAUGUAUGGGCAUGAGAACAACGUAUGGGCAUGAGACCAGUGUAUGGGCAUGAGAUCAAGGUCUAUAGGAUCACUUUCAGUGCCUAGCGCUGAACACGGUGGGCGAGGGGACCCCUCAGCACCCACAAGGCGUCUGUGGGAUGCGGGGCUCACAGUUCGUGAAGGAUCCGUGUCGGGGCAGGACGGCUGGGUUCCUCGGCACGUUGCUGACUAAAUGGCAGCUGUUCUUGUCCGAAAAUGCAUUCUUACUAUUCACGCCACGGCUUUGUUAUUCAAAUAUAUGUUUUCAAAUCAACAUUGAGCAACUGAAAAGAGUUGGGCGGGACCGCUAGCAGACGAGCGUGUCACUAAGCUAGGACGAUGAUGUCGCGUGCAGUGAUAGAACAUAGGGUUUUUGUUGUUAUUGCUCGGGUUGCAAUACUGUUACAGGGCACUGCAAUAACGGUUACGGUACGAUCCCUCGGGGGGGGGGGGGGGGAUAGGUGUGAGAGAAAGGAUGAAAUUGUGUUAACGCAGUGUCACAUUGGAUUGCCAUUCCCACCCGCGGCUGGUGUGGCACUCGUUAGACAAACACGGUCGUGAUCGUUUUGCUCUUUCACAAAUUUGCAUCAACAAACCAAAGGGGGGGGGACUGUGUUACUAGGACUCCUCUACUUACGAACACUCGACUUAGGAACUUUCAGAGAUACGAAGAAACCUGUCCGCACAGUCCAGUUGCCUGUUCGGACCGAGAGUCGUAAGUUCGACCGCCGCGCAAUCGACGGCGGUGGUGGCAUUCGUGAAGAACCUGCGGCCAGUCCCCGCGUUUGGAAUUGACAGGAGUAAAGUUGGCCUUACGAACAAAUCGACUUACGAACAGACCUCUGGAACUUGACUCGUUCGUAAGUAGAGGAGUGCGCUGCACUCACUUCAAGUUCCUUUGUGCAACCGAUGCGCGCAUCACUGGGCCCUGUCAACUGCAGUUCCGGCGACGACUGCGAAUGGUCGCCACGCGUUUGUCGCAAAAACACUCCCUCGCUUCGCACCAUUGGUCUUUAAGCCUCAUUAUUUAUUGUCACGAGAGAAGACAGGCAAGCCACGAUCCUGCAAAUGCGUGUUCCUUACUUUAAAAUAAAAACGCUUGACCACCAAAACAAAAGGGAAAAAUGGGUUUUAAAUUGUAUUAAUUUAAAUAUCAGGUUUUUUUUUAUUCUUGCAGUUUCCAGAAGAAGAAAUACAAAACAUUUGAGUCUCGGGAGUUGUUGGUGAACUGCUGAUAUUGUUACUGUGACUGCAGCUGUGUUUUUGUGUGUUUACGCACACACACACACACGUGUCUUAAAGCAUAUUACAGUACUAUUGUGGCUGUUGUUCUUGUUGCUGUUCUUGCGUGUGUUGUUACAAAAGAGACCAACUAAGACACACGGGCAGCUGACGGAGGGGGUCUUCCCUCAGUGGAAGGGAACGCUAAGCUUUAUCACUACAUGGUGCUGUUAUUAAUAAUGGAUGGUUGCUCUGGCACUUGCAUGCUAUAACUGCAUUCUGAAACGGUGCUAAAUCUUUGUACAGAACUACACAAUAAAGUGCAUUCCUGUUCUUAA
Messenger RNA from Lethenteron reissneri (Far Eastern brook lamprey), 8383 nucleotides. Its product is annotated as collagen alpha-1(X) chain-like. The record is from RefSeq and is a predicted model, not a curated record. Gene Ontology annotation, molecular function: protein binding. NCBI's taxonomy places the organism in Eukaryota, Metazoa, Chordata, Hyperoartia, Petromyzontiformes, Petromyzontidae.